Messenger RNA from Magallana angulata, 549 nucleotides. RefSeq names its product kynurenine 3-monooxygenase-like. Bases 17 to 289 code for a protein of 90 amino acids. Gene Ontology annotation, molecular function: kynurenine 3-monooxygenase activity; FAD binding; NAD(P)H oxidase H2O2-forming activity. The transcript is spliced from 4 exons. Lineage: Eukaryota; Metazoa; Mollusca; Bivalvia; Ostreida; Ostreidae. Gene Ontology annotation, biological process: NAD+ metabolic process. The record is from RefSeq and is a predicted model, not a curated record. Gene Ontology annotation, cellular component: mitochondrial outer membrane.
CCUGAAACAAAUAUUCAUGUCCAGUAAAGCUUUACCCAUGGUAUCCAUAAAGUGCUCACCCUACCAUGUUGAAGACAAAGGACUGAUAAUGGGAGAUGCAGCACAUGCCAUGGUACCAUUCUACGGCCAGGGAAUGAAUGCAGGAUUUGAAGACUGUAUUGCUUUGGAUGAAAUGCUGGACCUAUAUAAGAAUGAUUUCUCCAAGGCUUUGCCGGCGUACUCCGAGACUAGGACAGUGGACGCUCAUGCUAUCUGUGAUCUGGCCAUGUACAACUAUGUGGAGGUAUAAUAUUAGGUCACCAGACUGUUUAAAGAAACUUGUAUCCCUCUUUUAUAAGUUAAAGAUUUUUGAUGCCCCACUUUGCUGGUGCCCUACAGUGGUCAGUCAAUCUGCAUGUCCUUCUGUUCAUCUGUCCAUCUGAGAUCACUUUUUUGGAGUAUAUCUUCUCUCCAUUGGCCCAAUUUGGCUGAUAUUUCACCUAAAGAGUUCUUCUGGGUAAAGGUUGUGCAGUGACCUUGAAGUAAAGGAUUAUAUAUAUAAUUUGAGCC